UCGUAUAUUCUCUCAUAAAUCAUCAAAGAUGAAGAAUAAUCAUAUGAUGUUUAGUCUUCUGUUAGGAAUCACCACCAUUCUUAGUGUUACGCAUUCGACUCUCGCUACCGAAGUUUCUCAAGAUGGACGUGCAAUUCUCAUCAAUGGUGAACGUAAGAUCAUCCUUUCUGGUUCCAUCCAUUACCCUCGUAGUACUCCCGAGAUGUGGCCUGAUUUGAUCAAAAAAUCAAAAGACGGAGGGCUUGAUGCAAUUGAGACUUACGUGUUUUGGAAUUCGCAUGAGCCUGUCCGUAGACAAUAUGAUUUCACAGGUAGAAAUAAUCUAAUAAGGUUUUUGAAGACAGUUCAAGAUGCUGGACUUUAUGCUAUUCUACGUAUUGGCCCAUACGCUUGCGCUGAAUGGAAUUACGGAGGGUUUCCGGUAUGGCUACACAACAUGCCUGGGAUUGAGCUUCGAACUAAUAAUAAAGUUUUUAUGGAUGAGAUGCAAAACUUCACAACUUUGAUAGUUGAUAUGGUUAAAAACGAGAACCUUUUUGCUUCUCAAGGUGGUCCGAUUAUCCUUGCCCAGAUCGAGAAUGAAUACGGCAAUGUUAUGGCUCCCUAUGGAGAUGCCGGGAAAGAAUACCUGAAUUGGUGCGCAAAAAUGGCCGUGGCUCAAAAUAUUGGAGUCCCAUGGCUUAUGUGCCAACAGAGUGAUGCACCUCAACCAAUGAUUAAUACAUGCAAUGGUUGGUACUGUCACGAUUUUACCCCAAACAAUCCUAAUGUCCCGAAGAUUUGGACCGAAAAUUGGACCGGAUGGUUCAAAGCAUGGGGUGGUAAACGUCCAUACAGGACUUCAGAAGACGUUGCUUAUGCUGUUGCCCGUUUCUUCCAAACUGGAGGCACUCUUCAAAAUUACUACAUGUACCAUGGAGGAACUAACUUCGGAAGAACUACCGGUGGUCCGUACAUUAGUACAAGCUACGACUACGAUGCACCCCUCGAUGAAUAUGGUAAUUUGAAUCAACCCAAAUAUGGACAUCUCAAACAACUUCACGAUGUGUUGCACUCUAUGGAAAAGGUUUUAACCUAUGGAGAUAUUCUCAAAACUGAUUUGGGCAACUCUGUUACAAUGACAAGUUAUAAGUAUGAAGAUGUCUCGAGUUGUUUCAUUAACAACGAUAAUACUUCUGUCGAUGCAACCAUUACACUUCAUGGUCAAAACCUCACCAUUCCUGCUUGGUCUGUUAGCAUUCUUCACGAUUGCAAACACGAAGUAUACAAUACUGCUAAGGUGAACACACAAACUUCCUUGAAAGCAAGAAUAAGCAACGAAGCAGAACAAGAACCGAGUUCUCUUAGUUGGAGUUGGAGACCCGAAAUGAUCGGUAGCUAUGUGAAAGGCGAUGUUGGUGUUGGCCAAUUCACAUCGGAUGUUCUCUUAGAACAAAAGAGUGUUACAAAUGACACAAGUGACUAUUUAUGGUACAUGACAAGUCUCAAUCUUGACGAGAAUGAUCCCAUUUGGAGUGACGACAUGAGCCUACAAGUCAAUUCAAGUACACAUGUUCUUCAUGCUUAUGUCAAUGGUAAAGAAGUUGGUUCUCAAUAUGCUCAAGGUCAUUACCACUUCCUUUUUGACCAAAAGGUUAAUAAUUUCAGAAAGGGAAAGAAUAUUAUUUCACUCCUUAGUGCUACCGUUGGACUUCAGAACUAUGGUCCAUUCUUCGACAAGACUCAAGUUGGACUAACCGGUCCAAUAAAGAUAGUAGGAAAGAAGAGUAACAACAACGAGGUUGUGACAAAGGACUUAUCUUCACAAACAUGGACAUACGCAACUGGUUUACAAGGUCUCGAUAAUCACAAACUCUAUACCGAAGAAUCAGUCAAUGCCCUAAAAUGGAAAGAUGAACGUAAUAUGCCAAUUAACAGGAAAAUGACAUGGUACAAAACAACCUUCGAACCACCAUUGGGAACUGACCCAGUUGUUGUUGACUUAAGUGGUAUGGGAAAGGGUGAAGCUUUUGUGAAUGGAAUUAGUAUUGGUAGAUUUUGGCAAACUUAUUUAGCUGGUAAAGAUGGUUGUGACCUCAAAGCUUGUGAUUAUCGUGGCCAAUAUGAUAACAACAAGUGUGUCUUCAACUGCGGCAAAUCCGUCCAAACUGAGUACCAUGUACCGCGAUCUUUCCUAAGGGACGAUGUGAACACCCUUGUCCUAUUCGAGGAAUUCGGGGGAAACCCAACCCAAGUCAACUUCAAAACGGUACGAACAGGAGGAGCUUGCGCGAAUGCGUACGAGGGAAAGACACUAGAGUUGUCGUGUGAAGGAAGAUACAUUUCUGGUAUUAACUUUGCGAGUUUCGGUAAUCCAACUGGUUCUUGUGGUUCGUUUGAGAAAGGAUUGUGUGAAGGAGCCAAUGAUGCUAAGACCAUUCUCACUAAGGCUUGUGUGGGCAAAGAGAGUUGUUCCGUGGAUGUUUCGGAGAACGUAUUUGGUGCAGCAUCAAACUGUGGAGAUGAAAUCAAGAGACUUGCAGUGGAGAUCGUUUGUCAAUAGUUUUAUGAUUUAGUUUUAGAAGUUAAUAAUUAAUUAAUCAGUGAUAACACUGAAUAGUUUUUAGCAUUUGUUAAUAGUUUUAUGAAUUUAAUUAGUUUAGCGGUUGGAAUAGUUUAUAGCAUAAAUAGAUCCGUACACGGUACAUCGCAGUAUGUGCGAAUUCUAGGAAUAAAUACAGAAUGUUGUUCUUUUAUAACCAUAAUAAAAGUAUUUAUAUAAUAGAGUAUUUUCUUUGUUCA
This is a messenger RNA of Spinacia oleracea (spinach), 2781 nucleotides long. Its product is annotated as beta-galactosidase 15-like. The coding region runs from base 29 to 2542 and encodes 837 amino acids. Gene Ontology annotation, molecular function: hydrolase activity, hydrolyzing O-glycosyl compounds; carbohydrate binding. The record is from RefSeq and is a predicted model, not a curated record. NCBI's taxonomy places the organism in Eukaryota, Viridiplantae, Streptophyta, Magnoliopsida, Caryophyllales, Amaranthaceae. The transcript has 11 exons. Gene Ontology annotation, biological process: carbohydrate metabolic process.